AUGUCAAAGUGUGAAAUCGGAGAGGCAAUUUUGGCGGCGCAGUUGUGGGCUCAAGAAUGCGACCGGCCUCAUGACAACCACCGUGGCUCUUUGAGAGCCGCGAUCGUGGUGCUUAUGAUACCAUUACUUAUCUUCAAUAAUUUGUGUGUGAAUGAUGGAAUGGGAUACCACUCAUACGAUAUCAAUUUCUCAUCCAUGUCGCAGGUCACUCGCCUGGCGAUCUGGUAUUACCUCACACGGAUAUUCUGGCUGGUCAUGAUCUAUUUCAUCAAGAUGUCGAUCCUUUUCCUCUACCUUCGAAUCUUCCCAGAGAUUCCACUCUUCCGAUAUUGUGUGAUAGGCACAAUGGUUUUCACAACGGUGGCUUUCAUCAUUCUUGUCCCUAUGACUAUCUGGCAAUGCGUACCGAUCCACGUAAUCUGGGAUUUGAAACGGGAGGAUGCGAGGUGCCUCAGCAUCUCAGGAGUAGCCUAUGCAAGUGCAGGAGUGAACAUUGCCACUGACAUCGCAGUUUUUAUCCUGCCACUACCAUUGCUUCGAACACUUCGCGCCCCGAUAGCGCAAAAGAUUGGAUUGUAUGGUCUUUUUGGAUGUGGUAUUUUUGUCAUAGGCGUCGCAUCUGCCCGAGUACCAACUCUCCGAAACGUCGAAGCAAUUCGUGAUCCGACCUACUCGAAUGCUGGUACGAUCUACUGGACCUGCGCAGAAACCGCCGUGGCACAUCUAUGCGCGGGCGCGCCGGCUAUACGACCGUUAUAUGUGAAAUUACGAGAUAUUGUUCGCCGCAAAUGGAAGGAGAAAUCUGACUUGUCCUAG
Molecule: messenger RNA, 816 nt
Organism: Penicillium griseofulvum
Lineage: Eukaryota; Fungi; Ascomycota; Eurotiomycetes; Eurotiales; Aspergillaceae
Exons: 6
Coding region: 1-816 (271 amino acids)
Source: RefSeq, a predicted model, not a curated record